Kickxella alabastrina is the source of this 1260-nucleotide messenger RNA. Its product is annotated as CRAL-TRIO domain-containing protein. NCBI's taxonomy places the organism in Eukaryota, Fungi, Kickxellomycota, Kickxellomycetes, Kickxellales, Kickxellaceae. The transcript is spliced from 3 exons. The record is from RefSeq and is a predicted model, not a curated record. Bases 1 to 1260 code for a protein of 419 amino acids.
AUGUCUAUUUCUCAAGCAUCAGUGAUCCAGGACUACGCAAAUCGCACACCAGGGACCGACGGCUGCCCAGGCCACUUUACUGCCGGCGAACAGCGCAAGCUCGGCAGGCUGUGGACGCUACUUCUGAAAUACCUGGAUGAAGUCAAGGAUAAAAAUGUCAAAGUAGUCGGUGAAUUUCUGCAAAAAAUCGACCACGACUGGUCCACACUCAAGCCAGACGAAUCACCCAAUCCUACCGAAGACCCCGAAGCUCUAACCAAAAAGCACGUGCAAAUUGUGCCGGAUGAGUAUAUCCCAUCGUUUGCGCAUCCUGACAAGGAGACCCGCAAUCUGCGCGACGUAUUCUGGGAGGCUGUGACAAUCAAGGUGCAUCCAGACAUCUGGGUGCACCGAUUCCUGAGGUCUUCUGGGUGGGACGUGGACAAGGCAUUCGCCAUGAUCAAGGGAGUCAUCGAUUGGCGCGCCACUGAGGCUGUUGAUGUGAUCAAUCGCAAUGGCGAGUUGGGCAUCGGCCUAGAUGAGCUGCGCUUGGGCCUUUCACAGCUUGUGGGCAGAGACCGGCUGGGGUUCCCGCUGUUGUACGUGCGCGUGCGCCGCAUCAUGCCGCGCGCCAACGAGGGCUUUGUAUUCAAGCGCUAUCUUGUCAUGCUUUUUGAAGCCAUGCAGAUUAUAACGCGCAAUUACGGCAGAGUUACCAUGCUAUAUGACUUUACUGGAUUUACCAUGGAUAACACACCGCUGUCCAUGGUGCAAUUCAUGGUUCUUCUAGGGAUGAAGCAGUACGCCGAAGUCUCCAGCGUGCUGAUCCUUAUGGUCGACAGCUGGCUAUUCAUCAAUUCUUGGAACCUUAUUCGCCCAUUCCUCGAUACCAAUCUUAGCGCUCGAAUUGUUUUUGCAAAAACGGCUGAGGAUUUGCCGAUUGAGUUGGGUGGCAAGAACUCGUACAAGCCCAGCUUUGUGCUCCCCAAGGAAGGCGAAAACAAAAUGAUGUUUGACACGGAGGGCCGCAGGGCUGCUGAAAACGAGUGGCGGGCGCGCAUAUCGAACUUUGAAACAGCCACCAAGCUGUGGUCAGAGCAGAUCAUGUCCAUCAGAGACGUUGACGUUGUAGACCCACAGUUUCCGUGCACCGCUAAGCGCGAUGACGCUGCCAAGAUUCUUGGAGAUGCCGAGCUUGAAUUGAGCAAGUUCACAAGGUCGCGCAAUAACUUUGAGCGUUUGGGGUUUGUAGGCUCUGAUGGAUGUCUGCAAAUGCCAUGA